This is a messenger RNA of Frankliniella occidentalis (western flower thrips), 4232 nucleotides long. RefSeq lists its product as uncharacterized. Lineage: Eukaryota; Metazoa; Arthropoda; Insecta; Thysanoptera; Thripidae. Bases 2391 to 3842 code for a protein of 483 amino acids. The record is from RefSeq and is a predicted model, not a curated record. Gene Ontology annotation, molecular function: protein binding. The transcript is spliced from 2 exons.
CCUUAUCUGCACCACGCUGACGGCCACCAUGAUGUAGGCGGUGAGGGUCCCGAUGGACAUCAUGUCGAUCAGCUGCUCGAGGUUGAAGAGGAGCGCCAUGCUGCUGGACAUGAGCCAGGCCAGCAGCGUGGAGCGCAGGGACGUCCCGGUCCUGGAGCUGACGAGGGCCAGCGAGCGGACCAGCAUGCCGUCGGCGGCCAUCGUGAAGAGCACCCUGGGCAGCGGGAACAUGGAGCCCACCAUGCUGCUCGCCGCGGGCAGGGAAGUCCACAGUUAGACUAGACAGCCGUCUCCAUGUCACGGUGAAUGGAGUCGAGACACGAACCUGGUGAUCAUGGCGAACAUGGCGCCAAUGGUGACGAUCCAACUGAUCACCGGGAGGCCCACUUUUUCGAACGCCGACGGGAAGGGCGCGUUAAGGUCCUGCCGAGCACGCCUUUCAAGAGGGAGGUCAGAGAGAGUCGGGGUGGCUGACGGCCGAGACGCGGGAGGCACAGCCACGCACUUGCUCGUAGUAGGGCACCAUCAUGGUCACCACGACGGACACGGCCAGGUACACGACGAAGAUGACGGCCAGCGUCAGCAGAAUGGAGAGCGGGAUGUUUCGCUUUGGGUUCCUGGCCUCCUCGCCGCAGGCCGUGAUGGUGUCGAAGCCCACGUACGCGAAGAAGCAUUUGGCGGCGCCGGACAGCACGCCCGGGACUCCGAACGGCAGGAAGCCCCCCGCCCCGGCGUGCUGCUCGGAGACAGUGGCGGGGAUGUCCUCGCGCUCGAUGCUCCAGUUGGCGACAUUGGCUGUCAAUUUGACACGAGUUCAUAUCAGACUAACCUGCUGGAAGGACAGGUGUUUGGCAUCGGUCGUAUUGAACUUGGCCUUACACGUGCAGGCGCCCGCCACCACGGUGACGAGGACGGUGAGCAGGUUGAGGAAGGAGCAGACGUUGUUGAACAGCGAGGACUCCUUGACGCCCAGCGCCAGCAGCACUGUGACCGAGACGUGGACGAUAUUGAACGAAAUGUCGCGUAAAUGUCAUUAUAUGUUGAAUGGACGUCGAGUGUGAUGCCGCCGCAGACUCGAAAGACGUACCGGCGAGCAGCGAGAUGAAGGCCACGGCCAAGAAGCCCGGGUACUCCGCGAGGAAGGAGCCUCGGAGAGGCACGCUGCGCAUGCUCCACGUCCGAAUGGCAUUCCCGGUCACGACGUCAACGUAGUUGGAGAAGGCGCGAGAGACGCUCGCCGUGGCUGAGGGCGCGGCGGGGACUUUGAGUGUUUAUGGACACAAGGGAGUCACGGGUGGCUAGCUCGCUUUUUCCCUUCAUCACCCUACCUAUGGCGUAUUCCAGUAUGAGGUUCCAGCCGACGAAAAAGGCCGUGAACUCCCCGACGCCCACGUAGGUGUACGAGUAGGCCGUGCCCGCGGUGGGCACCACGGCGGCGAGCUCGGCGUAGCACAGCGCUGCGCACCGCACGGGUCGGGUCAGGUGGGCUGGUGGGCCGGUCCGAGAUCCAUUGCUCACCGGGGGAAGACCAUGGCUCACCGGCGAGCAGAGAGGCGAUGGCGGCGAUCAGGAAGGACAGCACGACGCCGGGCCCCGCCGUCUCGGCGGCGAUCUGCCCCGCCAGGAUGUAGACACCCGUGCCCAGGGUGGCGCCCACGCCCAGCAGCGUCAGGUCCAUGAGGCUCAGGACGUUCCUCAUCUUGCUCUCCUCGCGGCGCGGGUCGUCUGCCGGCGGGAAGGCUGCCUUGCGGCGGGACAGCCGCCCCCACGUCCGCUUCGCUGCCUGUCGUCACAAUCGUGGUGGUCACCAUCUCGGCGGCUCAGACCGUGCACACCGAAAACACCCAGGGAAGGACCUCACCCACCUCCAUAACGCCAGACGACACAACCUCCUGAGGCCUCUCAGAGACGUCUCGUGUUUGUAAAUAUAUGGCAGUUAUCAAACUCUCAAACAGUUAUCGAAGCUCCGCCCCCUGCAGUCCAGGCUCAAUGUAUUGUUGUCACCAUUACUUUGAAAUUUACGUUUAUAUUUUGGCGCCAUUGUGGUUUGCGAUUCCUUUUCGGACAAUAGAUUUCGCAUAUCUAAUAGUGCGCUCGCUAAGUUUCUCAUGAGAUCGUGCCCUAGUCUCGCGGCAGGGCCGUGAAUAUCAUCGGCUAUCGCCCGCUGCCGAGAGAUGGCGCCACUUAAUUUGUUUUUGUUUGUUGUUUUCAUCCACCCUUUCAUUGGCCUUCAAUGACAGUUGCUUGGUAGUUUUUUCGCUACAUUGUCUGCUUGUAUAACCAAACUCUAGAAUGAGUGAGAGGGAAUGAAAUUUAGUUUCGGAACCACAUGAACCAAAGUAAAUCUCAUAUAGUAUUAGAUCCAUACAAGUUCUUCAAACUCUUCUACAAUGCUGGAAGAAGCGGAGCCUUUCCUUCCACCUGAGAUCUUGUCAAUGAUUUUUGAGUAUUUACCGGCAUCUGAUAUUGCGAACUGUUCCUUAGUGUGCAUUAAGUGGCGAGAAGAAAUUAAUCGCAAUGAGUUAUGGAGACGUCUCUGCCUACAGCGUGGUUGGGCAGAGAUUAUAGAUCAACCAGAAGUUUGGAGUCAGACAACUUCAAGGGUCAAACCAAACUUCAAAGCUCCAGAACAAGAAGAAGGAUCGAGGUUGUCUCCACUAUGUUCCUGGCACAUUGACUUUCUUCAAUGUGCACACCUGUACAACAACUGGAAAAAUGGCUACUAUGCUGUACAAGAAUUUGAUGAAAUAGUGUCAGAACAAUUAGGCCAUGUUCUUAUCACAUCAAUGGACCUAAAUCGUAUGUAUGUUGUACUAGGAGACGAAACUGGUGGUGUUACGAUUUGGAAGCAAGCAAAGGAGAAACCCGAAUUUUUGGAGUAUGUUUCUUGUUUAUUUUCGGAUGCAGUCAUAUCUGAGAUUUUCCUUGAAGGCACUUCUUUUGCAGUGAUUCAGUUAGGUCUUUUACAGGUGUAUCACAAGAAUGACUCUGGGAAAUAUAGUUUAUGUUAUUUUAAGGCCAUGAUUGAUAAAGCUCCUGAACUACCCCCAUUGUCCCCUAGUGGCAAUGACAAAGCCAUAGAUGAUUGGUUUGUAGAAAACAUAUAUGAGUAUUUUGAGGAGGAUGAGUUUCGAUAUGCUAGAGCAUGUCCAGACCCUGUUGUGGCUUUUUGGGGUACAAUUAAGUCAGUUGAAGUUUUGUCAUUGAAACCUGGAGGAAACCUAAAAUCAUUGCAAUUACCUUACGAAACAUACAAAAUUUCUGAUGUUGCUCUUGGUUCCCAUGCUAGUGUCAUUUAUGUUGCUCUUGAGAACAAUGUUGUCGGUAAUGUUAUAUUGGAAUACAGCUUGGAAAAGGAUGUUUGUGUAAAGCAGUUGAAGGAUACCUCAACAAUCAUGCGUAUUCAUGUUAAUUACAACUUUCUUGUCAGCGUUAAUAAGCAAGGUAUUUUCACAAUAUGGGAUUGUGUAAAAGGAGGAAAACACUGUGUGCUUCCACCCUUAGGACUGACUUUCCAGGACACAAGUUUGGGUUUGUUCGGAGAUUCAAUAUUGUACCAGUCUGGAAAUACAAUUGGGUCAGUAUUGCACAGCACUGGUAAAAUCCAAUUCAAUAAAUUUGAGGUUGAACCAUCCACAAAAUUUCUUACCAAAGGAAUGGGGGAUCUAUUCAUCUUACGAAAUGGAGAGGAUGUGGAAGUAUGGAGUUGGGUGGACAAAACUUGGAAGUAUUGCAUUAAGGGCAUUUUGAGAAAGGAUGAUCGCUAUGUAGCAUGGUGUAAUGAUGCAUGCAUAGUGUUGUGGGGUUUCUAUACCCCUCCCAUACUAAUAUGGUUCUGGUAAAUCUUGCGACUUGCCUGAGAAAAAAAAAUGGUGUGCUAAGAAAACUAAAGAAAGAAAUUUUGUAAUCUUCUGUGAUAUACUAUAUCUUUAAUUUCAUUUAAAUAAAUUUAUUCUUACAAUUAAGAAAUGAUAAAUUGUGACAUCAAAGGCUGUUGUCUUCUAAUUUAUUUACUGUUUUGAUUAUCUGUGUUGUUGAUUGUUUGUUGUGUUUUUUUUUUUCUUUUCACAAAUAUUUGUGAUAAAGUAAAAUCUUUCCUGUGUAUGGUUUCUAAAAUAUUCUGUCUCCUGGUUACCUUUCAACUAAAAUUUUUUGUUACACUUUUGUUUUGUUUUAGUUGUGUCUUUCUCUGUAAGAUUCAAUUGUAAUAUUAAAAAAGAAAUUUAUCAAAA